Molecule: messenger RNA, 1697 nt
Organism: Capsicum annuum
Lineage: Eukaryota; Viridiplantae; Streptophyta; Magnoliopsida; Solanales; Solanaceae
Product: transcription factor SRM1
Exons: 2
Coding region: 545-1360 (271 amino acids)
Molecular function (GO): DNA binding
Source: RefSeq, a predicted model, not a curated record
AUUUUCCCAAUAAACCUGGUGUUCGGUCAGUUUCUAUGCAUCUCAACUAAUUUUACACAUACUACAGGUACAAGCACUAGUGAAGUCAGGAAUAUCGUUAAGAGUGUUCACGAAAUAAUAUAUAUUUAUAACAAGUAAUAUUUGACUAAUAUAAGUUUUACUAUUAUUUUUUAUAUAUAUAAUAUAAUUUUUGGAUUAAUGGUGUUCGUCCAUGUUACCUCUGUCCACCAAGUUUGAGACAGAUAAGAAAAAUGACCUAAUGCUUUUUUAUCUUUGUUGGGAUUUAAACAUGAGAUGUCAUGGGUCUCAACUACUUCAUCGACCACUAAGUCAUGCUCUUGGGUUACACUGUUGUUUUUAUUUAAUAUAAUAUUGGCCCGAGAGAAUUUUAAACAGGAAAUAUUGUUAGAUUCAUGUAACCGACCCCAACUAGCUGGGAUUGAGACGUAGUUAUUGUUGGUGUAUAUAUAUUUGUGCUAGCUAAGAAAUGAAUUUUCAAGAUUUCCAGUAAGACUGCUGAAGGGAAUUUCAUUCACAAGGCUAGAUGACACUAGCUAAAUCAAGAAGCUCAAUAUGGAGCAGAGAGCAAGAUAUAGCAUUUGAGAAUGCAUUGGCAACUUAUCCUGAGGAUUCUGCAGAUAGGUGGGAGAAAAUUGCAGGUGAUGUAUCAGGGAAAACCUUAGAGGAAGUUAAGAAUCAUUAUGAAAUCUUAGUCGAUGAUGUGAGCCGAAUCGAGUCAGGUUGUGUUCCUUUGCCUUGCUACAACUCUUCUGUUGACGGGUCAUCGAGCCAUGGUGGUGGUGAAAGAACAGGAAAGAAGAGUGGGAUUUCAGGGAGGUUAAACGGUGAGACAAAUGAUGGAGGUAAGGCUUUAAGGUUGGAGCAGGACCGGCGGAAAGGGGUUGCUUGGACUGAGGAUGAACAUAGAUUGUUCCUUCUUGGUCUGGAAAAGUAUGGAAAAGGUGAUUGGCGAAGCAUUUCUAGAAACUUUGUUGUGACAAGAACUCCUACGCAAGUAGCCAGUCAUGCCCAAAAGUAUUUCAUACGUCUGAACUCUAUGAACAAAGAUAGAAGACGAACAAGUAUACAUGACAUUACUAGUGUUAAUAAUGGAGAUGUCCCAGUACCUCAAGUUCCAAUCACUGGCCAAACAAUUGGUGCUGGAGUAGCAGGUUCUUCUGGCAAAUCCAACAAACAUUCUCAAACAGCACCAAUCGCUCCCGUUGGAGUUGGCAUAUAUGGAACAACCACCAUCGGACAACCAGUAAUUGGACAACUUGUUAACGUGGUUGGCCAGAGGCAAAUUCAGGAUUUGGACAUUAUGAAUUCAAGUUUAGGAUUUUACUAUAGCCAAUCGUGAUCUUCUUGGUAGUUAUCUAGUGAACUUUUUAACAUGCAUACAGGAUGUGAGCCAAAGCUACUGGCUUCGGAUGAACCCAUAAGUUCAACACUACAUCCGCCUCUAUUGUUGGUACACCGGUGAAUCUUGCUCCACCGACAAACAAGUCAUGUGGUGUCCAACCUCCAAUACCAGAAGCAGUGGUUUCUGGUGCUUACAAUGAAGCACAAAUCUACACAUUAGUGACAUUUUUGAAACAUAAGCGUACAAAGACAAGUGAAGAGUCUUAUGCUUAUUCAUGUUUAGUGCUAUCUUCUUCAGUGGUGCAUGAAUAAUAUUUUUCAUCGUCACAUAAACA